Messenger RNA from Adineta steineri, 2661 nucleotides. The record is from the annotation of a GenBank genome assembly. Lineage: Eukaryota; Metazoa; Rotifera; Eurotatoria; Adinetida; Adinetidae.
AUGCACAACUCAUCAUCUUCGUCUAAUAAUGAUAAUAACAAUACUAACAAUAAUAAUAAUAAUAAUAAUCAGAAUGAUAAUACAAAAGAAAAUAUGGAUGGUAUUCUUGAUGUGAUGUUUGAUUAUACAGGAAAUGGAGACGAUGAACUUACAAUACGACGUGGUAAUAAAUUAGAAGUUUUAUCCAAAGAUGAAUCAAUUUCAGGUUCACGUGGUUGGUGGACUGGAAGACUUGUUGAUACAAAUUCCGUUGGCAUUUUUCCAGCUAAUUUCGUAGCUAAUUCGAAACCAAAUCUUCGUAUUAUUGAUUAUAAUGAUAUACAAAUAGGCGAUACGAUUGGUGUGGGUGGUUUCGGUCAUGUCUUUCGUGGUAAAUUUGGUGAUAUUGAUGUAGCUAUAAAAACAGCCAAAUCUCUGGCAUCAUUUCGUUCAAUUCAAACAACAACAACCAAUGAUGAUACAUCACAUCAAGUACAAAAAUCUCUUAUCGAUAGUCUUUUACGUGAAGCACGUCUUUUUUCUAAUCUUGAACAUCGAAAUAUCAUUCAAUUAUUUGGUGUUAGUCCAUCAUUAUUAACAAAAAAUCUUUAUCUUAUUAUGCAAUAUGCACAUGGUGGUGCACUAAAUCAACUUUUACAAAAACGUCAAUCAGGUCUUUAUCCGAAUGUAUUUAUUAAAUAUGCAAAACAAAUUGCAGAUGGAAUGAAAUAUUUACAUGAAGAAGCAUGUGAACAUAUUAUUCAUCGUGAUUUAAAAUGUUCAAAUAUUCUUAUUUUAGAACAAAUUAAUGAUGUUCAUGAUGAUAAUGAUCUUCUAGAAAAGACAUUAAAAAUAACUGAUUUCGGACUUGCAAGAAUACAAUUACAAUCAUCAAGCAUGUCUGCAGCUGGAACAUUUGCUUGGAUGAGUCCAGAAUGUAUCCGGAAUAGUGAAUAUUCAACUAAAUCAGAUGUUUGGAGUUUUGGUGUUCUCCUUUGGGAAUGUUUAACAGGUGAAUUACCUUAUAAAGGUUUUGAUCAGAUGCAAGUUGCAUUUGGUAUCGCAACUAAUAAAUAUUCUCUUCCUAUUCCAACUACAUGUCCAGAUGAAUUCUCACAAUUAAUGACAAAUUGUUGGAAACUUCUUCCAAGUGAACGACCAACAUUUAGUGAUUUACUUGAACAAAUCGAUGGAAUUAUUGAAAGAAAUUACAUGGAAGCAAAUGAAGAAUCUUAUCAAUCAUUACAACAAGAUUGGCGUCAAGAAAUUCAAGAUAUGUUUAAUGAAUUAAAAGAGAAAGAACAAGAAAUUCGUGAUCGUGAACAAGCAAUGCAUGAACGUACUUUAGAACAAAAUCAUCAACGUUUACAAUUAGAAAAAUGGGAACAACAAUUACAUGAACGUGAAAUGCAUAUUGUUGAAUUAGAAUUAAAAUUAUUAAUGGCAACAAAUAAUCAAGAACGUACACAACAUCAAACACCUAAAGUACAAAAACGAUCAGGACGUUUUAUGCGUUCACUUCUUAAUGGAAAUACGACUAUUUCAUCGAAUAAUAAUACAAUAAUUAGUAGUCCAACAAAUUUUCGUCAUUUAAUAUCCGUGUGUCAUAAUCAUCUAGGAAUUGAUCAUAGUUCAUCACCAACAAUUCCGACUUCAUCAACAUCAUCUUCCUCACCUAUAUCAUGUGCAAUGCCAUCAAAUUCAUCCAUAACAAUUCUUUCAAAUUCAUCAAAUAAAUCAUUUAAUUCGCCUUAUAAUUGUUCAUUUUCAAGUAAUAGUACACCAUCAACACCCAAUAUAAAUCGACUUCGUACAUUAACCUUUCAUUUUCCAGUUGAUGGAUAUAAUUCUUCGACACCUCCGGAAAAACCUCCACGCUCAAGUAGUCAAACGAAAUGCUCUAGUCGAAAAUCUAAAUCAUCAAUUUCAUCAAGUAUAAGACAAAAAUAUGGAAAAUCAAAUGCUCGUAAUGGUGAACCGAAAUGGUAUUUAGAUACUUUAUCACCAACAAUUACGAAUAAUAAUGAUAAUCUUACAACAUCAAGUACAAUAUCAACUCCAAUUAUUGAUCGACAAAGUCGAAAAUUAGUUUCAAAAAGUUCAGAUGAAUUAAACUCAUCAUCAUCAUCAUCUCUAUGUUCAACACCAAAUGAUCGUUCAUUAGCCCGUGCUUUAUUUGAUAUAAAUUCUAUGUUAAUUAAUAUUGGACUUGGUCGUCGUGCACCAUCUCAAUUAGAUUCUUCAACAACAAUAACGUCUCAACAACAACAACAAUCAAUUCCACUUCGUUCAACAAAUGAAAUCAUAACUAAAAAAACAUCAUCAUCAAUAGCAAUAGAACGAACUAGUUCAUCAUCAAUAGUAAAUGACUCAGAAUUUAUAAAUAUUAAUUAUAAAGCUCGACCUUCUUGUUCACCUGUUCGACCUAAUUCACUUGUGCUUUCAUCUUCAACUCCACAAAAUUCUAGUCAAAAGAAACCUAUAGAAAGUGAUGAUGAUUAUGAAAAAUAUUAUUCAGCACAAUCAUCGAAUAUAUCAACACCAAUUGUACAUCAUUCAAUGGAUCUAUCAUCUUCUUCUUUAAGAACUUCACAAGAAAAAUUAAUUCUAUCAUCUAUACUUGAUAUUGAUAAUGAAGAACAACAACUACCUCAAAUAAAAAUAUUUCAAACUACAAAAUGA